Messenger RNA from Cololabis saira (Pacific saury), 1167 nucleotides. Its product is annotated as WASH complex subunit homolog 1. The record is from RefSeq and is a predicted model, not a curated record. The coding region runs from base 121 to 561 and encodes 146 amino acids. NCBI's taxonomy places the organism in Eukaryota, Metazoa, Chordata, Actinopteri, Beloniformes, Belonidae. The transcript is spliced from 4 exons.
CCCACAAUAAAAGCUGCAGUCUGCUCCGGUGCGUUUACACUUGCACCUGCACACCUGAGGAGAGACGUCAGACUCAAGGUUUUCUUUCUGUGGUUUUCGUCUCCAUCUCCAUCGUGAAGCAUGAUAUUUUCCGGCUUUCCUUUUCUAGAGGUGUUCCUGGGCCUCCUGGGUUUUGGCCUCAGCAUCUUGUUCUGCACAACCUUCUGCAAAUCGUGCAGUCGGUUCAGAGAGGAGCAGCUGGAGAGGGAAGCACAGAGGCGCAGCGAGCUGGAUAGUCGCAUGCGCUCCAUAUAUUUCAUCCCCUUCCCCCGAAGCAUGUCCCACCGGGAAAGUGACGACCAGUGUGGGAGUGAGAUCAAUAAUGAGUUCUAUGCUCCUCCAACAUAUAGCAACGUCUACCACUAUGGACCCCCACCUUCCUACACUGAGCUGGGUAUUAAGCCUGACGACCUCCCCCCCGCGUACACGGAACAGAACCUACCUGCAUCCCCCAUGCCGCCUCCUCCACCACCACCACCUCUCCCGCCCAUGACGCACUCACAACUAGCGUCUAUUCCAUGAGGCACGAGCCCGUGCUGAUUCUGGACAAUCUUGCGCUGCCUCAUAGAGUUGAAUAAACUCACACCGUUUCAAAUGUGCAACUAGUACAGAAAACUGUAGUAAAGAAAUCUCAGGAGAAAAUGUGAUAUUUAUAGUAGCUGGUCUACUUAAAGUCUCUGAUUAGGAAGACAAAACAUUUUUGUCUGUAUCCAACACAUUUUUAUAACGUCAGCCAGGAAAUAGGUUAGAAUUGAUAUAUUUCUUUAUGUCAGUAUGAAAACCUCGACACCUUAUUUUGUGUAAAAAAAGAAAGUUGAUUAUGUGUUAAUUUAUUGUUUUUAGCAGUAAAAGAAAACUGCAUUGUGAAUCAAUUUGAAUGCAUCUUUUAGAACUAAAGUUAUUGAGAAGAAUAAAAGUGAAUAUGUCACAGUUUUUGUAUUUAGGUUCCUGUUUUAUUUUGAAAAUCCAUGUCCUUGAUUGUUUGCACCUGUAUCUCAUCAAGUCCUCUGUGUAUCUCUUCUACUGUUCUCAUCCACGUGUUUCUCGCCAUGUUUUUCUGGCUUUUGUUAAGUUAAUGCUCUUGUUUGUUUUGAGACUUUUGUUUAAAUAAAUCAAAUUUUUUGUUAA